This is a messenger RNA of Pseudozyma hubeiensis SY62, 1773 nucleotides long. RefSeq lists its product as hypothetical. The record is from RefSeq and is a predicted model, not a curated record. Gene Ontology annotation, molecular function: nucleic acid binding; 3'-5' exonuclease activity. The coding region runs from base 1 to 1773 and encodes 590 amino acids. Gene Ontology annotation, biological process: nucleobase-containing compound metabolic process. Lineage: Eukaryota; Fungi; Basidiomycota; Ustilaginomycetes; Ustilaginales; Ustilaginaceae. The transcript has a single exon.
AUGAGAUCCGGAUCGAAGGGUGGCAGGUGCAAGUUGCCCAAAACUUGGGCUUCGACGCACGGCGAUAGGCUGCAGGAUGGUGGGUCCGGAUCGACAACGUCGUCAACGACAUCGAAGACGGCCAGAGACUGGGGUAGGCCGCGGACGAAAAGAUCCACUUGGAAGAUCAACGCCAAAAGGGAAAAGGAGGCCAAGUUGCAAGAGCUGGAACGCGGACUCGAAGUGUACUCGCACAAAUCUCCCGCGGGACCGCCUCUCGUCUCCGGAACACCCUACCUCAACCCACUAUGCAAACCAUCCUCAUCCUCGUACACGCACGAUCAACCGCUGCUGCCCUGCGGCAGCUCAUCCAGAGCCGGCUCGGCUCGACUCAAGACUCCCAUGCUGGCCUACACAGCCGACCACGACGAAGCCAACGACCUGCUCUCCUGUCUCGGACCUGGACCCAUGGGUCUCGAUCUCGAAUGGAACUUCUCCCGUCUCGGCUCGCACCGCACCGCCCUCCUCCAGAUCUGCUCUCCAUCGAUGAUCCUCAUCAUCCACACCUCUGCCAUGUCGCACCGCAUCCCACCUCUCCUCACGACGAUCCUGCACGAUCCCACCAUCAUCAAAACCGGCGUAGCCAUCAAAAACGACGCACUCAAGCUGCAGCGCGACUACGGAAUCGACACGCGCAACGUCGUGGAGCUGAGCAACUUUGUCAAGCUCGCCCAACCACAACGAUGGGCCGCCAUCAACCAUCUAAUCAGCUUGCGAGAUCUGACGAGGAUCUAUCUGGGUAGGAAGCUACGCAAGGACAGCGUGAGGGUGAGCGAUUGGGAGAGGUACCCGUUGGACGCGGAGCAGAUCGAGUACGCGGCGAGCGACACUUUUGCCAGUCUGGAGGUGCUGAGAGCUGUUGCGGAGUACUUCAGGCCGAGUGAUGUGGAGGGAAAUUUGUUGGAACAGCUGGAUCGGAUGGAUCGAGAUAGAGCGGACGAAGCGAUGGAUCUUGAUCAAGCGCUCAAGUUGAGCGCGUAUGAUUUGUACCUCGAGCGGGUGGAUAACGAACGAGCGCAGGAGGCAAAGCUGCGCACGGCACUACGCGAGGUUCGAGCCCCUCCUCAGGUGACCCGCUCGCCUUCACCUGCGCCGGUCAAGCCUGCUUCCACAAAAUCACCUCAGCCUGCCAAGAAAGCCAGCAAUCACAGCGAAAACCGGCAAAGCGACAGCGACGAUGACGACGACUUUGUCACGGUGACCAGCGUCCACCUCGCGCACGAUCGAAGCAUGUCGCGUUGGCUCUACUCCUCCCACUCCAUCACGCACAUCGCCUCGUCCAGCAAGAUCAAACCCAACACCGUCGCGCGCUACCUCCUCAGAGCUCUGCUCGAAGCCAAGCAGAAGCACCCACAGCCGAGUCUGCUGCACGACUUUACCGCCCAGCAGAGGGUGCGGCUGGCAGACGAGCUGAAGCAGGCAGGUGCGCAGUGUGCGCUUUCGCUGGCGAGGUAUAAAGCUCUGGCCAAGAGUAUGGGCUGGACCGAUGUGGUGGGAAGCGCGAGUGAGGGCGAGGAGGAGGAGGAUGCGAGCCGGACGGGGAGUGCAAAGCCGAGGAAGGCAGAGGGGAUAGCGGCAGGGAAAGCGAACGCCAGAGCGGCGCCGACAAACUGGAGCUCUCCGACAAAGGAAGUGGGAACAAAGAGACCAGCAGUGGAAAAGUGGAGUCGUCCUCCAUCGGUCGUGGAGAUCAGCGACAGCGAUGAAGUCGACGUUGAGGACACCUCUCGCUAA